GAAUUCAAAGAGCUCGCUCAUCUGUCGCAGGAGCUGUUGGCUCUAACAACUUGUAGAAGACACCGUUGUUGACUGCAUUGUUUAAUCAUCAACCUAUAGCAAGUACUCAAAGCGAAGCAGCAGCACCUCAGCAGGUGGGUCGCCAACGGAGAAGGCCAGGCGGCUUUGUCGUCGCUCUAUUCGACGACAGAAUAGUGGAAGGAAAUAGAGCAACUCCAGUUCAGCCGUGAAGAGGUAGCUGCCAUUACUCACGCCGUGAACGAAAGUACAGACUCAACUGAGGGCGGUGCGCAGAAACGACCACAUUGCCGAAAUUAGAAGUGGCAGCAGCAAUUUCGGCAAGCAGAACGGGAAGGAGACGUUCGCUUAUCCUCGUUCGCUUAUCCUGAAAGGAGUGACCAGCAGGUGCGACCGGCGGCGGGGUUCAGUGCCGCGGUGUCAGAUCAUUAGGAGGCUACAAAACCUACAACGAGAUUCCGGCACCUUCCGGAAGUAGAGGGACUACUAAACUUCUCGAAGUAGAGGGACUACUAAAUCCAACUCCUGCUGCCCAAAAAUCCAAAAUUUUUAUUCGACCCGAACUUACAACGGAAGUGGCGCGACUACCUACGAAUCACCUGCUGCACAGCUCAGGCGCUUUGCGGCAGCUGUUGUUAACAUCCGCGGCUGAGCCUUUUCUUGCUGUGGCUCCUUGAGAGGAGGAAUCAACAACAGCAACUUCCACUUGUAGAAGUUACAAAUCCCAAGAACGACUGCAACUCUUUGUGCUCGUCUUUGGCGAGGACGACAAACGAAGGACAAGAAAGAUGGCGCAUUCGUUGUCGCUCGCUGGGAGCGACAGAGGUUUGCACAUUGUCUUCCUGGGUGAUGCAGAUAUAGGACAGAGCGAGCUGCUGAAAUAUUUCCGAUAUGAAGAAAAAGGAACGAGUAGUCCGAGUCUUAUGGCCUCUUAUUAUAUAAGUAAGCAAAAACAGUGUGUCGUUAGAACAAUCGUGAACACAAUGGCAAUGUUGAAUGCUGGGUGAAAGUGGUGUGUUCAUCUUGUUUCUAAGUUCUUGUGAAAACGUAGAGAACAUCAGAGCUACAGAAGGAAGCUAUGUAUUUUUAGGCUAUUUCUUCUUGCAAACGAGUUGUCUCUACUUCAUCUUCUUCAUCGGCGGUGCUCAUUCUAGACGACGGUAACUUCUACGAGAGCAUCCUUCUACACGAGAACUCUUCUGAGAAAGUUCUUGUGAAAACGUAGAGAACAUCAGAGCUACAGAAUGAAGCUAAUCGUCAUCUAAUUCACAAUCGUCGAGCCUCUUUCCAGAACAUCAGAGCUACAUAUUGGACCAGGUGAUAGAAGCAGAGCCUUUCCGCGUCCGUGUUACCGACUCAGCAGGCUUGAAGCUCUACGACAAGGUACGCCUUAGUACUUGCAUAGAAGUAGAACCAAAGGUAGUACUUAAAUUUAGACAAAAGGAGCGGUGCAUUAUAAGUAGAUUCUUGAGGAACAGGCUGCUGUUCUCGUCGACACCUUUGGUUCUAAGACAAAGACGAGCCAAAAGUACUUAUUUAAAAAAAAGGAGGAGUACUAGCAAAAAUAGCUUCACCAACAAUUUGACACUCAAGGCCUUUAUUGGGUUGUAGAUCUACUCUGUCAUUCGCUACUAACACCAGGUUCGCAAGCCUAUGCUGAGGACGGCGCAUCUUGUAGUUCUAUGCUUCUCGACCGCAAGAAGAGCAACACUGGAAAGCCUAGAAAGGGAGUGGAUUCCUCUGAUAAAAAGCAUAUCCUUCACAAAAAAUCAAGAAGAUGCAUACUUUCUCAAGCCGUACAUCAUCCUCGGUCUCCAGACCGACAUCCGUAUACUUAGAUACUACACUUUGACUUCUCUGCUGAUCAUGCGUAGUUGAAGUUGUAUGUCUUGCUUGUAUAUUUUGGUAUGGUUUAGUCUCCAAAAUAGUAGAUGGAUGACUAUGCGACUGCGAGACUCGUGCCAUGCCAUGUACGAAGAUGCCAAGGUCAAAUGAAGCACGCAUGGAGUACGCUCGAGUACGGAAGAGAUACAUUUUCCCUUCUGUGUACAAGUGCUGGACAUCUAGGACAACUCUAAUUCAACCUUUAUUUUAGCUUCGUCGUACUAAAACAUCACCAGGUGCUUCAUCAAGAGCAUCGGUAUCGACGGAAGAGGGGCAGGAAUUUGCGAGAAGUGUGGACGCAAUAUCCUACCUGGAAUGCGGUAUGAGGGAUGCGGCGGAAACACUAGAGGCCUUGCGCAUGAAAAUACUCACAACCGCAAAAGAGUAAAUUUCUAUUUCAAUUUUCGCAGAAUAGAUAUAGAUUUAGAACUAGAAGAUAAGACAAUUCUUAGUUCAACUUCAAUCAGUUCAGGAUCAGCUUCAGCUACAAAUUAAUACGUACAUCUACAUUUCCAGACACGAAAACAACUUCCUUUCCACACGAUCUACUAGAAGAAAACUUCUCCGGAACAUCAGCAUCAAAACCACAACAGAUCAUACCUUUUCCGAUGGCAGCAGCGUAGAGUGAAGAGGUCGCUGCGGGCACAGAGCGAUGUCGACAGAGAUUAAGGGUAGGUUAAAGGUGCUUUUCUUACCGCUUUUUAUGCCUCUCCUAAGGGAGAAAGGCAUAACAAGCGGGGUAAGCGAGCACCAAAAACCUACCUCUAAAGAGAGGAGAUUGCAGCUUCAGUAGACCGCUAUAUGGAUGAGGCGUUGACCGUAGAGGAAGACGUCGAGCCACUCAGUCGAGAAGUGAUAAAACAAAACCUUUCCUGCCUGGGCGUCACGCCCUAUAUGGCACACGCGUACUGUUUUUGUUUGGAGUUGGACCAAUCUACUAUGUUAUUUAGAGAGAGAGAAAGUUGUCCAGUCGUUGUCCCUGAUAUAAUUUAUGUUAUUUAAUAUUCUAGAAGAGGUGGAACUUACUACUACUUCUGCUUGUAGUUGUUGACCUAGAACAACAAAUUAAUAAAUACCAUGGAUGUAAAAAGCUAUGAGAUGAAAAAGUGGUCUUGUAAGAAAGUGCUUCUCAUAUGAUAGAUGAUUAUAGAGUGGACGAAGGGCCCUACAAACACUAGUACUACCUCUACUACCACUAGAGGCACGACCGUCUGUAGUGCUACAACUCCUCUACUACCACUAGAGGCACGACCUUCUUUAGUGCUACUACAACAAAAGUAAAAAAGCAGCAUAAAAUGCCGAUAGGUACUUGCAGCUUGAUGUUCCGGACUUAGGCCUGACAAGUUGCGACGCCCUAAGAGGCUAUCCGAACUUGCAGUAUCUAGACCUCUCGAACAACCAUCUGCGCUCCCUAGAACCAUUGGGUACUUUUCACUAUUUUGGACCUUUUGUGUUGAAGUAUGUGUUUUCACGCCAAGGCUUAUUUGAUGUCUUUCUAGUAAUAAACCCAAUAGAAGCAGAGACUACGAGGAGUUGUACAUACAAGUACAACAUUAACUCAUUCCUGUUCCGCCCGAUGAAACAGCAUCAUUCUUGAUAAGUGCCCUUUACUAAGUACAUUCCUCCACCAGCACCUUCUUCAUGUAGUUCACACUUCCUAGUACCCAACAUCACGACCAGGUGAAUUGCCAUUCCUCUUGCGAUUGAAUGCAUCUCGGAAUCAAAUCGUGCGCACGCAGUCCUUUGGCCCACCUAGGCACUUGGAGACGCUCGAUUUGUCCUACAACAUGAUAGGCGAGAUAGGGGAUUUUAGGUGUCACCGACAUCUGCGGGAACUGAGCCUUCGUGGAAAUUUCAUAUCGGAAAUCGACUUUAUGAGAACAAAAGCAAAUGGAUGAAAUGAAAACAGUUACUAGUACCACAAGCAGAACCAGAUGCUGUUGAUCAUGAACGAACAACAGGUGGUACGCAGUUUGCUUUACAUCAGCACUAGGACUUAGACUAGGUGGAAGUUUGUGGCAUUGCACUUUUAACGUAUGUUGUCUGUACGACGUGCAUUCAUAGGAAGCCUCCUCAUCCUUCAUACCAGCCGCAUGCUUCCAGAAAAAUCGACGGUUGAAGAUGCUGGAUCUCAGUGAAAAUCACAUCAGCGCAAUCGAAAAUCUUGAAAAUUGUCCGCUAGAAGCACUGUACAUCGCACAGAAUCAGCUGAAGACCUUAAGCGGAAUCGAAGCUCUUACGCAGUUGUCGGUAAGAACACGAUGAUGAUAUUCUAACUUUUUGUGCAAGCUGCUGUAAUAAUUAUCACGGUUAUAUUCUAACUUUUUGUGCAAGCAUGCAAAAAAAAAGAAGACAAUUAGAAGAACAAGGAGACCAACAAGUAAGUAAUUAAAAGUUGUUCCCCAGAUGUAAGAGAUAGAUCAACAAGAUAGACCAACGAUCUUAAAAAAGAACAAGAUCCACAACUGCUGCAGGUCUUGAAUGUGCGCGGCAAUUUCAUUUCCUCCUUGGCGCCAUUAGAAGGGCUUGCUUUGCGGAAAGUCUGCGUGACCGAGAAUAAGAUAAAAGCAACAGAAGAGCUGAGUCGACUGCCGACGACAAUAGCAGACCUCUACGUUACACCGAAUCCAGUCUCAGAAUUGCCGUUUUUCCGUCUCCAAAUUCUACGACUCCUCCCGCACUUGAGGACACUAGACGACGUACCGGCAACACCACAAGAAAAGGCACUAGCGAGCUUUUAUUUUAUACUUCAUGACUUCAAUUCUCAACGUCAACAUUUUUUUCGCUUCCAACGAUGCUAGUGCUACACCGCGAAUCGACGUCGUAUUCUUGGUGAAAUCUAAAUCAUACUCACCCUCUCGUAAUGCGAAUGAAAAGACAUAACCUCACAAUCACAAACCCGUUCGUUUCCUUCGUCAUCAAACAAGGAAGUUCGCAAUAAGGUAAAAGGGAACGUGUCCUGACGUCAAUCAUCAUCCUCACUACAACAAGGUAAAAGCAAACGUAGCCUUUGGAGACGAUUUGGGCAGACAAGAGGAGCUCUUCGAAGCAAUAUUGCCUAGAGAGCAAUUCCUGGAUCGUAGGCUGAUCACAGAAGAAUUGUUGCAGGCACGUGAACUGGAAAUUUUCGGCUUCGUUGGCCGUACCGCACCAGAAGACGACGAUGGGUCCGUCACUGCAGUAGAGUGAAAACUCUAGUAACUACUGCCUUUGUUUAAAUUUACUGAUUUUAGUUGUUCAUCUUUUAUCUACGUCUACCUGGUAUCAUUUGGCUGAUGGAUGCUGUUACAACUCACUCAGGGCCGCCAUGUUUGGUGGAGGUGGAGGGGAGCGCUCGUCAAACCUUAACGCAAGUGUUACAGAUUUGAUCAAGAAAUAAGUGCAAGUGGAUUCAUCCACAUACAACUCGUUAACUCUUAAGCAAACCAAUCAAAAUCAAAUAAGAUGAAAUGUUAAUGUACAUUUCUCGAUUUUCAAACGUGGAAAAACGUGUGCUACGAAACAGUGAUGAAGUAAGUGAAGGUUACAUAGACUGGUAUCAAAUAGUGAUUAUUAUAAUAGUAAAAAUCAAAGUUUUCUGGGUGUUGAAUGGUUAAUACGCUCACGCUGCUGGAAAUAUUAUAGAGAAAAAUUCUACGAAUGGAUACCAACUCAAGAACGCGUAAAUAUAGAGAAUAAAUGCAGCUGUCAAGAAUGGCAUGGCACACACAACUAAAGGUUAUGAACAUGCAUGAUGAAAGCCUGUGGUCUCAUGAUCAAAUUUCUUGUACUUGUACAUGGUUUUGUUGCUCAUCAUCAUUUAUUGUACAGAUUCCCUCAAAGUUACCAUUCGUGAAAUCUAUAUCUUAUAAAAUGAAUAGCCAAUGCCAAUGCGAGUCAAGCAAACGUCUUAGCAUGAAGGGGCUUAAUGUUGUACCUUGACUAGUACAUACUGACUUUGUCUUGAAAUUAAUGAGGCGUAUCCCGCCACUCAUACCAAAAAUAACUAAGGGCGUGGUUGAAUGAUAUACCCUAGAAGCUACCGCUACUUCUCGUCUCAAUGCGCCGUAACCCGCCGUGGUCCUUGCAGCUUGUUUAUAGACUCACGAUUUUUAUCCACCAACUUUAUUGUCGGUCGCGCUCAUCCUACUCAUGAUAUUGUACUAGUCCCUCAGUAGAUCUUCAUCGUGUCGUGCGUCUGCAGACUCCUCGUGUCCUCCUGAAUCUUCUCACCCCAGUACCUCAUCGUGCUCAAGAACAUCCACAUCCAUUAGAUGAUAUCACUGAAAUUCUAUCCUACUGAAAUUCUAUGCAGUACUUCUUGUUCUCCCACGCCGCGGUCGUGGUCUAAGUUUAAAGUUGUCAACAGCCUUUUUCGGCGUUUUCAUAGUCCUCGUGAACGCUCACCUCCCAGAG
Messenger RNA from Amoebophrya sp. A25, 6297 nucleotides. The record is from the annotation of a GenBank genome assembly. NCBI's taxonomy places the organism in Eukaryota, Dinophyceae, Syndiniales, Amoebophryaceae.